GCAGACCCGGGACGCCCCCAGGUCGCAGCCCGGCCCCCCGCCCCGCAGAGGUCCCGGCAGGUGGAGGCGCCCGGGGCGAGUGCUCCCUUCUCCGCAGCCCCCUCCCGCCAAGUCCCGCGGGCGCAACUUUCUUAAAGAGACAGGUGGCCCUAAUCUGCGUCUACCUGGGGCCCCGACUCGGCCUCCUGACCCGUCCCCACUCUGGGGGGACAGAAGGGGUUGCAACGGAUCUCCGUGCCCACCCAACUCCUUUUCCUCUGAGGAGUGACGAAUUGCAAGUUUUAAUGCACCCAGCAUCCUUUUGCAACUUAAUUCUUUUGGCCUAAAUCACACUUCCACUGUUCCUCAACGCAAGCUCGCGCAUGCAAUUGGGACCACUGCUGGCAAAGUUUGAAGAAGGGUGUCCCUGCCCCUGCGCCACACCUCACCCGGAGCCCCGGGGCGUGCAAGUCUCGCUGCUGCUGGGAAACGCCCGCUGCAAUCCCCUUGACCCUGCCCUGUAACUGACCCUUGGGGAAAAGCCCCCCUACGGCUACUGCGCAUGCUCUGUGCUGGACAGCUCCAGAGAGGGAAAUUUAAAAACGGUUCGAGCUGCGACGGCGGCCAAAUUGCGGAACGCGAGGGGCGAGCGCGAGGGAGCCCCCCUCCGAAACACCCUCCGCCCCAGGAGCGCCUGCAGCGGCGGCCCGGCGAGAAUCGGCUCCAGGAGAUGAUAGAAAGUGACAUCUCAUCCAUGAUGUCAGGAAUUAUUCGAAACUCAGGGCAAAGUCACCACCCCUCUUCACAGGAAUACAGGCUUCUGGCCACCACUGGUGAUGACGACCUUCCUGGGGACCUGCAGUCGCUGUCGUGGCUCACAGCUGUGGAUGUGCCACGGCUACAGCAGAUGGCGAGUGGCCGCGUGGACCUGGGCGGCCCCAGUGCACCCCACGCACACCCAGGUGCCUUGACCAGGGCAGCUGACCUGCACGUGGGAGCCACCCCAGGUCCCCUGCUCCACAGCCCGGCCGCCAUGGCCCACCAAGGCAUUCUGGGUCUGGGUCCCAUGGCCAACCACGGAGCCAGCAUGAGCCAGUUCCCUAUCGGGGGCCAGCCCUCAUCCAGCCUGCAGGACCCGCCACAGCUAUACUCUCCUGCCUCCCAUCCACAGUUCCCGCUGCCCCCGGGCGUCCAGCAGUGCUCUCCUGUGGGCCUAUAUGGCCCCCCAUUUGGGGCGCGGACACCCUACCCCCAGUCCCGAAUGGCUGUGCAUGCAUCCCAGGAACUGCACCCCAAACACUACCCCAAGCCCAUCUAUUCCUACAGCUGUCUGAUCGCCAUGGCCUUGAAGAACAGCAAGACAGGCAGCCUGCCCGUGAGCGAGAUCUACAGCUUCAUGAAGGAGCACUUCCCCUACUUCAAGACGGCUCCCGACGGCUGGAAGAACUCGGUGCGACACAACCUGUCUCUGAACAAGUGCUUUGAGAAGGUGGAGAACAAGAUGAGCGGGUCUUCGCGCAAGGGCUGCCUGUGGGCCCUGAACUUGGCCCGCAUCGACAAGAUGGAGGAAGAGAUGCACAAGUGGAAGAGGAAGGACCUGGCUGCCAUCCACAGGAGCAUGGCCAACCCUGAGGAGCUGGACAAGCUGAUCUCAGACCGGCCAGAAAGCUGCCGACGCCCUGGCAAGCCAGGGGAGCCGGACGCCCCCAUGCUGACCCACGCCACCACGGUGGCCAUGGCCCACAGCUGCCUGGCCGUCUCGCAGCUCCCGCCCCAGCCACUGAUGACCCUGUCCCUGCAGUCGGUGCCUUUGCACCACCAGGUCCAGCCCCAGGCACAUCUUGCCCCAGACUCCCCUGCCCCGGCCCAGACCCCGCCCCUGCAUGCCCUGCCAGAUCUGAGCCCUAGCCCCCUCCCCCACCCGGCCCUGGGAAGGGCCCCCGGGGACUUCAUCAACAUCAGCACUGACCUGAACACUGAGGUGGAUGCCCUGGACCCCAGCAUCAUGGACUUCGCUCUGCAGGGGAACCUUUGGGAGGAGAUGAAGGAUGAGGGCUUCAGCCUGGACACCCUGGGGGCCUUCGGAGACUCUCCACUUGGCUGUGAGCUGGGCGCCUCGGGCCUGACCCCCAUCUCUGGCGGCAGUGACCAGUCCUUCCCCGACCUGCAGGUGACCGGGCUCUACACAACGUACUCGACCCCGGACACUGUAGCCACGUCAGCUGCCACCUCCUCCUCUCAGUACCUGAGUGCCCCAGGGAACAAGCCCAUAGCCCUGCUGUGAGCUGACGGCCUCCCUGGCUCCAGAAUCUGGACCAGGAGGGAUGCUCGCUGGGCUGGGCGUUCCCCGAGGAAAGGCCCCUCACCUUCCCAUAGGCCUCCGAAACUUCGAUGGAGCAGCUGGCUGAUAGGGAUGCAGGUCCUCCCUCAUCUCCAUGGGAAGCUGCUGGGGCCUCCCCAAGUCAGAAGGAGAGAGGAGAGUGGACACGCACGCCCGCCUCCCCCACUUUCUGAUGCUCCUCGAGGCCUGAGAUGCGGAGAACAAGCUUCUUCCUGCUUGCUUUCCCACUGGCUCCCACAGCAACCUACAGCUCACUUGGGGAUGCAGGGUUGUGCCAUGAAAAUGGCCCAGCAGGAAGGCUUUUAAUUUAUUCUUCUGGGAUGAAACACCUGCUUCAGCCUCCAGCGGUCAAGCCCUGAGCCUGAGUGGAGCUGGCAGAUGGUCGAACCUCCCUUGGACCAGAACAGGUUGAACGCUGAAAUGGACACCUGCCCCACUGCCUCGGGCCCCCUCCUCCUGAUAGUCUGUUAGGGUUUCAUAGAGCAAAUCCCUGGGCCGGGCCGGGCACUGUGACCCUGUGUACAUUUAUUUCUAUUUAUUGGAGCCCAUCCACUCCUCCUCUUCAAACCUAGCCCAUGGUCCCUGGAAUGACUCUUGAGGUCCCUCCCUGCAGCCUUCACUCCUAAAUGAUCCGUGAAUCACAUUUGCAACUGGCUCUUAAGCCCUUUGCAGCCCUGGGCUGCUUUUUUGAACAAACAAGCACUUUGGAUACUGUGAAACAUCUUAAUUUUUUUUAAAUCAGAAACCGGUUAUUUUUCUGUUUGGUUGCCACUCGAACCUCUUACCUAGUUGCACCCAAGAAAAGAAGGACCCUGCUUUUGAUUUCUGGGGGGGGGCUUCAAAUCAGGAUGGGAAGGGGAGGGAUGGUAGGGGGCUUUUUGUGCUGGAAUUUCAGACAUCCCUAAUGAAAAGAAACUAAACUGUGAACCCAGUAGAGAGUGAUGCUCAGAGUGAGGGGGUGCUGGCGAAGCUGCAAGGCAGAGUUGGCACUUGUUGGUCUGUUUCAUUGCCCUGUGCCCUUUUUAAUGUUUUUCUCCCUCCAAUUACCGACUUUCCAAGUGGCAGGUUCUGCAGACAGCUGGGUUAGAGGGGAGCCGGGUGAGGGGGCUUGGAAGAGGGGAAGUACCUAGGGGGUCGUCCAGCUAAGGUGAGAUGGAGAAACUACGGCAGUAGCCCACACACACCUGUCGUCUCUUGACCAAGUGGAUGUCUGCUUCCUACCUUUGUGAGGUCCCGAAAUCUAGAGCCAGAAUUUUCUGAUUAAUCAAUAGGUGGGCCAGCCACCUGGGAGGUCUGGUGUUCGGGCCUGUCUUGAAGGACCGUCUCUAACUUCUUCCUAAUUCUGGAACUUUCCAUCAAGCAUCACCACCAUUACCCACCGCCCAGGGCUGCCUGACUGGCCAGCACUGCUCAUCUGCUUUGUGUGAUGUGGCCCCCCGCUAAGUGAAGAUGUUUGAGUCGUUGUUAAUGAAAAUCCGUGUCUGGGAGCCCACGGAACUGUAUAACGUAGUGUUGGAGAAAUGUCUGUCAAUAAAGGCUGAACACAGCUCUGUGGCUCAGAGGAGGGGUGAAUGGGGGUAAAAGGUGACAGCACCACUCACUAACCCCUCAGAGCGGAGACCCCAUUUACAGAUGGGGAAACUGAGGCCCAGAGGGGCGACCCUGAUCCCAGGUCUUCUGCGGCCAAGUUCCCAUCACACCAGGACUUUGUCAUUAUUGGUAAAGUGAGCCUGGCCACCAGCCACUGUCCCUCAGUGCCAGGCUCUGGAUAGACAUUACUCAGGCAGGGAUGUGAACGCUGCUGACUGCUCAGAAGAUGAGGCUCAGACAGGUUGGGUAGGACCCGGGGGUCCAGCAAAGAGGCAGGACUGAGUCUGUGUGUGCUGGGCUCAGAGACAGAGCUCAGCAGUGCUCCUGGGUGCUGCCUCUUUGGAGCACCCCUGAGGUUAGAGGGGACAGCACCAGGCCCUGCACUAGUCACUGCUGUAAAUGAGCCCACUUGAUCCUUGUUACAACCCUAGGAAGUGUGUCUUACUAGUUAUUACACCCAUUUGCAGCUGGAGAAACUGAGGCUCAGGGGAUGAAAGGAGAUGACUUGCCACCCAAGCAAAAGGCCGUAUUAAUUAGGAGUCUGUAGAACUCUUAAGCCCACCCAAGAAGGGCUUGCAGCCUCACUGGGGGGACCAGACUCACACACAUAUGAUGAUUAGCAAGUAAGGAGGGGAGGGCUGAUGGGACUGGGGGUGGUGUCUGGAAGUGCUAAUGGAGCUCCACCUCAGUGGAGAAAAGGCAGGUGGCAGGGAGGGGGUACCUUCCUCUCCCCAGCAGCCCUCUUCCUCAGCUUUGGCUCCAGGUGGCCCUGUGACUCAGGCCUGGCCAGUGAGAGCAUCACAACCCUGAGUACCACUGCCAAUUGGUUGGGGAGCAUGUCACUCAGGCCAUGGUGGUCACAGCCAAUAAGCAUCACCUGAGGGCUUUGCAGAAGCACUGAGCAACAGGGGUGCCCUUCUAGGAGGGGCUAAGCUGGGAGAAUAGAGCCUGGGAGGCCGGGUCACCUCAUGGAGGGGACUGGAGAGCCCUUUCUUUUCAUUUUUUUUAAAGGGCCAUAUCUGUGGCAUAU
Molecule: messenger RNA, 4940 nt
Organism: Sus scrofa (pig)
Lineage: Eukaryota; Metazoa; Chordata; Mammalia; Artiodactyla; Suidae
Source: RefSeq, a predicted model, not a curated record